This is a messenger RNA of Cetraspora pellucida, 1158 nucleotides long. NCBI's taxonomy places the organism in Eukaryota, Fungi, Glomeromycota, Glomeromycetes, Diversisporales, Gigasporaceae. The record is from the annotation of a GenBank genome assembly.
AUGCCAUUAAAAUCUCUCGGGCCUUUCCCUACUCCUGGAAACUAUGAGAAAAUUGUUAAAAAGUUGCAAGAUAAGAUUAACAAAAAUAAUUGGUUGAUCAACUUUGAUACAGCGGUCUCUGACGCUUAUGAGUCAGGCGUCAUAGAAACGGAAAAUAUAAAAAAUUUGACCGAAUUCUACAAUUUUCUCAAUUACUUGGUGAGGUGGGUGCCAACAGAAGAUGAAACAGGAACUUUCGUUUCCCGUAUGAUUUUCACGUUGUACUUUGUCCUUGGUCAAAAAACUGUCAAACCAUUUCAAUCAUCGCUUGUACCUUGGAACCUAUCACCGUUGACGGAACUAUCACAAUGGCUAGUCGAUUUUGCCAAAGAAUUAGGAAGUUUUCUCGACACAAGUCAAUCACUCACUAAUGCAUCUCUAGAGACUUUUUAUACCGCACAAGGUUACAACGUGGACACCUUCGAGAAACCUGAAGGAGGCUGGAAAUCCUUCAAUGAAUUCUUCAGACGAAAAUUCAAGAAUGGAACCCGACCCAUCACUGGCCCUUCAAAUCCAGCCGUUAUUGUAAAUGCUGGAGAUUCUACCUUUAUGGGUUGUUGGAAUAUUGAUGAGAAAUCAACUAUUACUAUAAAAGGCCUUCCCUGGAGCAUUGAGCAGUUACUUAAUGAUAGUAACUACAAAGAUUACUUUUCCAAUGGGAAAUUUAUGCACUCAAUUCUCUCACCAUGCGACUAUCAUCGAGUUCAUGCUCCUGUUAGUGGCAAAGUGCUUCAAGCCAAAGUAAUUCCAGGCCUAGCUUAUCUCGAUGUUAUUGCUCAAAACAGCUCUGACGGUAAACGGAGAAUAAUACCCAUUCGAAAUAUGGUGGAUGGCACUCCGGGGUAUCAAUUCUGCCAGACUCGUGGUCUGACUAUAAUUGAUUCACCAAUUGGAAAAGUGGCUGUUUUAACAGUCGGUGUGAGUCAAGUAUCUUCUGUAAUUCUCUCCGUUAAUGAAGAGGAUGAAGUUAAAAAGGGGGAUGAAAUAUCCUAUUUUCAGUUCGGUGGAUCUGACAUUGUUCUCGUGUUCGAAAAUAAAAGCCAAGUUGCAGUAGUUGCUGAAGAAGGUAAACUUUAUAGAAUGGGCGAGCUUGUGGCUGUUGCACAUUAUACACCUUAA